UGUCCAGCUAGGCUAGGCUAGGCUAGGCUAGGCUAGCUAUGCUGCUAGUGACGCCCAGACGCGGCGCGUUGCUAAGUCGUGUCGAACCGAACCGGAGCUGAAGGAACCAAAGAGGAGGCAGGACAGCACCGACCGGCUGCCCAGAGGACACCCGGUCCAGUCAGAGGUUCUGGAGUUUUCUCGGUUCGCCGAACCCAGCGGGUCCGAAGCAGCUGCCCAGCGGAACCACACCCUCCCUGCUUCCUGAUAGAGAGGCGGCGGGAUCAUCUGGAUCUCCGGGAAAGACGCCGAACUUCCUCUCGGUAGAUCUGUGGUUCUGGGGCCGCAGAGGAGGCGAUCCACGGACUGGACCGGGACCGGGACCGGCUGGUAUGGAUGUAAACAAGCAGAACCUGCGGAGGAAACGGUGAGGCUCCCAGCGGAGCGGAGGAGGAACGCGGAGCGACUGACGGACGAUGCCGAGGCGUCCGGAGCCGCCGACAGCUUCCAGUCCAGGGCUCGGUUCCAGGAGGAAGCGGUGUUCAAUGACAGCAGCCGUGGGAAGCUGCGUGGAUCGGGUCGGAACCAGCAGGACCCACAGUGAGUGGAUGAGCAGGACAGGAUGACAUGGCUGAAUGAUGGACAGACCGGAGGACCCGCAGAGUUCUGGUUCUGGGACCCAGCUGGACUGAUAGAUCUAUAGAAAGACAGCAUCUAGAAGUGCAGCUCUUCUUCUUCUUCUCUUAUUUGGUUCUCCAAGCAGAACCCAGCGCCGCUGCCUGGGAGCGGAGGUCCAUGAGGGGCUGGGACCCCUCCAGCCUCAGAGCCAGCUGACUUUCUGAAACCGGCUGACCUUUGACCUGAGGAAUGCCAGCAGGUCGGUAGGAGGUGAAGCUCCCGCCUUGUCGCCAUGGCCACCGGCGGCUCUGGAAGGUCUAGGUGCGAGGCUGCGGCCGGCCCCCCGGGGGCCAGCCUGCAGCAGAGGAAGCGGCUGGCGUUCGUCUGCGACGCCUCUAAGGCGAAGGUCCAGAUGGUGGCGGACCUGCUGCUGCUGUCCAGCGAGACGCGGCCCGUUGUCUCCUCUGAGGGCGUGGCCAUGGCCGACACUUUUGACCAAUGCCGCGACACGCUGAUCGCCAGGACCAAGGAGCUGUCCAUCCUGACCCACGACCUCCAGAGCCAGCUGAACAUGGGCCGCUUCUCGGAGGUGGGGGAGCGCCUGCUGGAGAUGGCCGACCUGGUGGUGUCUCUGACCGAGCGCUCCGCCCACGCCGCCUACCUGGCCGCCGUGGAGACGCCCGGCUCCCAGCCCUGUCUGCCGGGCCUGGUGGACCGCUACAAGGUGACGCGGUGCCGGCACGAGGUGGAGCAGAGCUGCGGCGUCCUGCGGGUCUCCCCCCUGGCGGACCUCACCCCCCAGGUUCUGCUGGAGCUCUCCCAGAACAUCUCCGCCAACCUGAAGACGCUGACGGACAUCUCCAUGCUGGCCAGCGAGCGGUCUAGGGACCGCUUCGCCAAGGAGCAGUUCAAGCUGGCGGUGAAGUCCAUCAGCACCAGCGGCACCGCCUUCCUGGCCUGCAUCAAGGAGCUGAAGACCCAGCCCAGCGAGCUGACCCGGAACCGCUGCGUCCUCUUCAGCGCCGCGCUGGUGCAGGCCGUCGCCGCCUUGGUGGGCUUCGCCACGGAGCCUCAGUUCCUGGGCAGAGCGGCCGGCGUGUCUGCCGAAGGGAAGGGGGUCCAGACGGCGGUGCUGGGGGGGGCCAUGAGCGUGGUGUCGGCCUGCGUCCUCCUCACCCAGGGCCUCAGGGACGUGGCCCAGCAUCCCGACGGCGGCUCCAAGAUGGCCGAAUACCGAGAGCGUCUGCGUAACGCGGCGUGCGCCGUGUCGGACGGUUGCACCCUGCUGACCCAGGCGCUGAGGGAGCGCUCGUCCCCCAGGACGCUGCCGCCCGUCAACUCCCACCCGGGGACUUAGCUCGGGGGACGGCGCCCAUCCCUAAAGACGCUCACCUGGGUCAGGCUGUGGAUGGAGGAGGCCGGAACCUGGCCCCUGAUCCAAUGGACGUGUGGGGGGGCCACGGGGGCCCCUCAGUGUGGUUCUGCAGUGACCUGGUCUAUUAGAACUCUGCGUGUUUCUAUGUAUUUAUUUCAAUAAUAAAACCCAAGGUUGUUCACUGA
Messenger RNA from Cyprinodon tularosa, 2157 nucleotides. It is a transcript of the gene tlnrd1, whose product is annotated as talin rod domain containing 1. Bases 890 to 1954 code for a protein of 354 amino acids. Gene Ontology annotation, molecular function: actin binding. Lineage: Eukaryota; Metazoa; Chordata; Actinopteri; Cyprinodontiformes; Cyprinodontidae. The transcript has a single exon. The record is from RefSeq and is a predicted model, not a curated record.